AUUUGUUUUUUGGAUUUUAAGUUUCUUGCUUUUUUUAUUACAAAUUCAAGUUUAAAAUUUAAAAAAAUUAUUCUCCUAUAACAAUGUGGUCAAUGCAAUUAUCUAUAAUAACUUUUAACGUUUGGGGUAUACCAUUCAUAUCUUCAGAUCGAAGUGCUCGCAUAAUUGAUAUUGCCAUACAGUUAAAUACGGGUAACUAUGAUAUUGUUUCGCUGCAAGAGGUUUGGUCGGAAAACGACAGCAGAUUAUUACAAAAUAUGACAAAAAAAGUACUUCCGUAUGCCCAUUACUUUUAUAGUGGUGUCAUGGGCUCUGGACUUUUGGUAUUAUCGAAAUUUCCCAUUGUGAGUUCAAUCUUCCAUGGAUGGACUGUUAAUGGUUAUUUCCAUCGCAUACAACAUGCCGAUUGGUUCGGUGGAAAAGGCGUAGGUCUAUGUCGUAUACGCGUCGCGAAUGAUAGAUACGUGCAUGUCUAUAAUGCUCAUCUCCAUGCUGAAUAUAAUAUCAAAAAUGAUGAUUAUAAAACACAUCGAGUUUUACAAGCAUUUGAUACGGCUCAAUUUAUUGAUGCUACUCGUGGCGACUCGAUGGUUCAAGUUUUAGCCGGCGAUUUUAAUGCUAAACCUGGAGACCUUUCUUAUGGUAUUCUUUUACAUAUAUCCGAGAUGAUAGAUACGUGCAGUUCGGAAUUGAUAGCAACAUAUGAAUGUAAGGAUAAUGCUUAUACUUCAAAGGCUGCUUUGGCUAAAAAUUCAACUGGUCAACGUAUCGAUCAUAUUUUUAUGCGUAAUAGUGAUGAUAAAGUGAAAGCAAGCGUUAUGGAAUAUAAACUUCCAUUGCCGCCUCGUGUGCCAGGAAAACGUUAUAGUUAUUCCGAUCACGAAGCAGUACAAGUCAAACUUAAAAUAGAAGAACUGCAGGAAGCAGAUAUAACGCGUCUUAUUAAGAACAAUCAUUAUGAAUGUGGAAGAAACGUUUAUUAUACCACCUCAAAUGGAUUUAUGGCCGCUUCGGAAAAAAAGAACACUGGACAUUUUUACGUAGUAGAUACUUUACUGCAGAUGGCAUUGAUUAACGAAGGGAUAACUGUGUGCGAGAGACAUUUAAAACAAUUGUAUCGUGAUCGUAUCGCUUAUUUAUGCGUCGCUCUGUUUCUGUUGAUUGGCUUUUUAUUUAUGUCCGAGUUUCCUGUGACUUAUGUUUAUCGAACUAUUUUUAUUUUGCUUAAACUAGUAACAUUCGGUAUUGUGCUGUACUGUUUGUUUAUGGGCACCCUAUGGAAUCUAAUCGAGCGUCAUGGUACAAUGUCGGGUAAAACUGCAAUGGAAAUUAAGUUGGGCGGUUUACAACUAGCUGAACGGGAAUUUUAUGCAAUUUAGAUUGCGUUGCGGGCCAGUUUUUCCGAAUAUUUUUUUUGUUUUUUCUUCACGAUCUCACUACCACCUAUCUACCUUUACAUUAAAUGAAAUGGCUCAAUAAGCAUUUAACAUAAACUUCCGAUCUAAACAAUUUCUUUAGACAGCCAAAUUAUUUCAUAAAUGUUUAAAACUUAUCGUCAUUCGCUUUUAACGUUUAUAUACGCAUAUACAUAAUUUAUAUAAAUGAUAAAUAUUUUAGUAAAUAAACUUUAAAACUCUUUUACUUAUAUCGAAAGAUGAAAGCUUUUUUUUUCUUUUUUUGAAGG
Molecule: messenger RNA, 1684 nt
Organism: Glossina fuscipes
Lineage: Eukaryota; Metazoa; Arthropoda; Insecta; Diptera; Glossinidae
Gene: nSMase
Product: putative neutral sphingomyelinase
Exons: 5
Coding region: 84-1379 (431 amino acids)
Cellular component (GO): cytoplasm
Molecular function (GO): sphingomyelin phosphodiesterase activity
Source: RefSeq, a predicted model, not a curated record